AUGCUUAAAGAUGAACCAAUAGCGUCAACAUCAUUAUCAUCAACAGCAACAACAUCUGUAGAUAAUGACACCAGUUACAAAGAAUAUUUAAACGUCGAUUUGAGGAAAACACCAUACAAAUGUUUACCAGAAGAUUUUGUCGAUAGCAAAUCAAAAACGAUCAAAGGCAAAUUUUUAGUACAAAUAGAAGAUGUUGAAAAUGCUGAUUUGAAUGAUCAAGAGAAUAACAGUGAAUCAAAUACAGAAGCAAAUGGUGAAUCUUUGUCAUCGUCGCCUGGUGGGAUUGAGAGUAGUUUAAAAUUGACCAUUACCGAUGGUUUUACCACGUGUAGUGCAGUUACAACAGGACAAAUAGCUGGUUUAACCACUGACACCGCUCUCGGUUCAAAACUAACGCUUUUUGGUGUUAUACCAAUAAAAUCCAGUGCUUUACAAUUAUCGAGCCAAAAUUGUCGUUGGAUUAGUGGUAGCAGUACACAUCCAAGGCCCAAAUCAUAUUAUCGAGAAGGUGGUUCGAGAAGUGGCAGUGACGGUUAUAAAAUGUUCAAUGCAAGACGCAAUGGACGAUAUCAAGAUGAAGAUGAAUAUAGUUAUACGAAAAGGCCAUUACCUUUAAGUUUAUUUAGUUUUAUUGGGCCUAAAUUUAAAGGUUUGGAUAUGAAUGAUUCGUCGAAUAGUAAGGAAUAUUCUUCAACCUCCCAACGUGAUACGUAUUCUAAACAUGAUGAUUAUUCUAAUACGAAACCAUCGUCUUAUUCCAAUAAGGAACAUGGCAACUACCAUCGCGGUAAUAUUCGAUAUCCUUCUCCAUCUUCAUCGUCUCAACAGAAUAAUAACACAUCACCCACAACACGCAAAACAACGGGAUCUAUAACAGAUUCAUCAACGAACGAAAAUAAACAGCAAAAUUUCCGUGAAAGAUCGUAUAGAAAUAAUUAUGAAUCAACAUCUAAUUACCCACGUACGCAACAGCAAAAUAACCAAACAGAUGGGCGUGAUUCUCAGCAACAACAGCAGGUUUAUCGUGAAAGAAGAAAUCCAUUACCACCACGAUUACAACGAGCGCAAGAAGAACGAACACGUAGAAACACAAAUCGUUAUUACGAAGAUCCCUCGUAUGUUACUGGUGGAGAAGAUGCGUUGUCACCAUAUAAUAAUGGUGACACUAAUGGCCACCGUAAUGACGUCAAUUCACGUCGAUCCUAUCGUAAUCAAAUCGGCUCAUCGAAUCAAUCGUCAUAUCCUCAUAAUGCUAUGAUUAGUGGGGGAAUGGGCGAAACCUUACAUGCUGCAACUCCAUUAGCAAAUAAUUAUUACUUUACAAAUCAGGUAAUGAGUGCAUAUUCACUCGCUGCACCACAAACAAGUAUUUACCAACAAAUGCCGUAUAAUUGUACAUCGAACGAUCAAUACACAUACUGCUAUGGUUAUCCAAAAGAAGCUAUUUAUACAACUGCUCUUCCGUCUACAUGGACGCCUGAUAUGCUCUCCGCAGCUUCUGUUUCUUCAAAUGAUCCAAAUAAUAGUGCUUAUUACAAUGUUCAAACGCAAUCGAAUGGUAGCCCCAUAAAUGGAGAUACAAGUACAACCAAUACUAAUGGUACGAAAACAAAUGGUAAUAAUGAUAAUGCUGAUAUAGAGCAACCACCGUCAUCACCUGUUGAGGACAGACAAUCGCAGCAGCCACAACAACAGCAAUGUGAUAAUCAAGUUCAAGAUACAACUUCAAACCAACAAGAUUUCAAAACAAAUAAUAAUGAAAAGCGACGAGAUUCGAAUUCGAACUCUCGAACAUGGCAAAUCGGUGAUUUCUGUAUGGCCCGUUGGAAAGACGAUGGACAAUUUUAUUGUGCAAAUAUUGUUGGAAUACAACAGAAUUCCUGCAUAGUAUUAUUCAAAGAUUAUAACAAUUAUGAACAAGUAUUAUUUAGUGAACUUAAACCAGUUCCGAGAGAUCAAUUACAACAUUUAAUCGCAAAUCAAAUGACGACAUCUCACUUAGAUGGAAUGAACCGACUCCUCCCAACGGCUUCCCUUUUUCGUCGACCAGGUUAUUCAAAUGAUGGAAUAAUAAAUUAUAAUUCAUCGUUGUCUGACACAGUUAUUAUGCCGGAAGCUCCACCAUUUCCAUUUCAUUCCAAUGGCAAUUUGUUUGUCUGUGCUCCAUUACGAACAGUACGCUAUUCUAAUAACGGAAAUUAUAAUAAACUAUCCAAAUCAAAACAGAAUAAUUCUGUACAACAACAAUCAGAAAAACAAGAAGAUGAGAAUAUAAAUGGUGCUAAUAUUGAACAAUCGUCGUUAACAAACGACGAUGAACAAAGUGAUAAUCUUCAGCUACAACAGUCAAAACAAGAUGAAAAUAUUACCUCAGACGACUCUAAUAAAGAAAGCAAAUAUAAUGAUAGUAAAGAAAAAGAUAUUGAGUCAGAGAUUGGAAAUAUGACAACAACAAGCGAACAAACAAAUUCGAAACGAACGAGCAGUAUGAGUAGUAGUUCUAGUCAUGGUAGAAGUACAAGUACGGCAAGUGUUAUUGACCAUAAUGAUGAAAUAUCAGCUUCAAUUGCCGCUAAUAAAGAUGAAAACCAGCAACAGAAGUCUACCGGAGAAGAACAUAGUGAUAAUCAACAAGAAGAAAAUGUUUGUGAAUUUCAAACUUUACCAUCUACGGAUCAUAUAACUCCUUCUGAAUCAAUUGUCAACAAGGUCGAAGAGUCCACAUCUGAAACGAACACUAAUAGCAAUGAAGCCAAUCCCGAUGAAACGAAAAUAAAAGACGAAUAA
Molecule: messenger RNA, 2787 nt
Organism: Didymodactylos carnosus
Lineage: Eukaryota; Metazoa; Rotifera; Eurotatoria; Philodinida; Philodinidae
Source: the annotation of a GenBank genome assembly